This is a messenger RNA of Symsagittifera roscoffensis, 2140 nucleotides long. Its product is annotated as EF-hand domain-containing family member B-like. Bases 227 to 1945 code for a protein of 572 amino acids. The record is from RefSeq and is a predicted model, not a curated record. NCBI's taxonomy places the organism in Eukaryota, Metazoa, Xenacoelomorpha, Acoela, Convolutidae. Gene Ontology annotation, molecular function: calcium ion binding. The transcript is spliced from 12 exons.
ACAGCACGUGCUCCUGGUUUAUUCAUACUAUUUUUAAACAGAAUCGGACCUCUAUUAAUCUUUAAUAAUUUGUUUGUUGGUUGUAUGGAUAUCCACCAUCGUAACUCAUAAAUAAGAGACGUCUCAUCUGUUUUCACUCUCACUUGUUCUGAAAAGAGUUUGAAGAAGAUACUGCAAUUGUUAUCAACUCUAUUUACAAACCACCUCCGAAAAUCAGGGUGUCAAAAUGAGGACGAACGAAGGAAAGUUUGUAGACCGGAAUCCUACAGUCCCAACAGCUGGCAAAUGUUUCGAUAGUGUCGGCUCAGUGCCAGAGUGUGUGCAGGCUUACAACCCAGACAAAGGUGAGAGUCCGGCAGUUACAAAGAGGUACCGAGCCACUUAUGAGCCAGAUGUUGGGGCCACCACAGUACACUAUGGCAAGGCAGCAGACAAGGAACAGUUUAUGGCCCAGGUCAUGACUCACGGGCUAGUGUCCAAUGCAAACCCACACACGGCGGCCGAGUGUGUGAAUCCGGAUCCGAAGACACUGUUCCAGCAGAGGGUGGCUGACAAGAAGGAGUCCCUCUACCUCUCCCACCAGACCAGACCUCUGGGCCAAGUGCCAGACCAGACUCCCAACCUACCAGAGGGCACAGACAUCUAUGAAAAACAGUUCGGCAGACCAGGAGAGAAAAACGAGUACGCAGGUGAGUUGAUCAAUCCCCCCAAGAGCAGCAAAGAGGUAGAGGAGGAGUCAAAAGUGGGCAAGGACUUGUACGAGAAGAGCCACGCCUCCUGGGAUGCAGGCGAACAGGUGACUCGUCACUACGACUGGUCCAGAUGGGACCCCUCCAACCGAUUCGGAGAGCCAACACCUUCGGACGAGCGUGGAAAACACGUCAAGACCAUCAUGUAUUGGCACGCGCAGAAGAAAAUUUUGCCUCCGGAACGGGUCAUUUCCAAACGGGAUGAAGGAGCCAUAAUUGAGGAGAAGGUCCUGGAUGGACACCGGGAGAAAUACACGGACCAGCUGGGCCAGACCAGAGACCCAAUAAAAGACACUAUGAAAGUGGGACCAGACCACACUUUUGGCAUCAUAGUGAAGCCAGACGGGUACGGGGUGGAUGAUCUGCUACAUGGGAGAGUGCCCAAACACUACCUGAGGGGUAAAGACAGAGAGAGGGCUCUGAUGGCGGCUGUCAGACAGAACCUUAAGACUAAUAACUUCAACCGGUUCGAUGAUGUCGCAGCCGCAUUCAACCACUACGACAAGGAAGGCAGUGGUAAGCUGAGCAUAGAUGCCAUCAGACAGAUGUGUGUGGACUACUGCAUCCCAAUUGAAGAAGUAGUUCUAGAGAGUCUGUUCGACUUCAUGAGGGGGGACAGUCAGGGGGGCAACGGGGGGCAGGAGGGGGGCCAGAUAGACUUCGACACCUUCGCCAACUUCCUACACUGGCAGACAACUUCAACUGGCACAGACAGCAACGGACAGAGAGAGUCCUACGAGGAGACAGGGGAGACUCCUAGGAGGAUAGAGAACCAGUUGGACAAACAGCUGGGGGGCUACAAGACAUCUGCCUCACAGGUCAACGCAGCAGUCGGAGUAGUCCCCCCACAGCAAGACUACCGCACCUACGGCACACCGACUGUGAGAGUGGACAGACCCGCACCCAAGUACAAGAGUGUGAGUGACAGGACCAACUACGGGGAUGAGGCGGACGCCUGGGGACUGAUGACCCCCAGUGUCUUCACCAACAGUGGCGUCUACGAAGACGACCUCUUCCAACCCAGAAGUCCAGAAGAGGUGAAGCGAAUCUUCGCCAACAUUGGGGAGGAUUUUGAGGACGGGUUCUUCUUCGAAGUGUGGAACAAAGCGGCCGAGAUGCACCCGAAGGCACUGGUGAACAUGGAAUGCUUCCGGGCGGCACUCAGAAUCAUGGGCACAAAAGCACACAAGAUUUAACAAGCCCCUCCCCCUCCCCUUGUCCUCACCUUCCCUCCCCCCUCCAACUAGCAAUCAGAAGGAGGCCCCCCACUUCACAUAACAGAUGUGCAGCAGACAUUAUGAGAGCAUAUUAUAUUAAGAAUACAUUAUAAAAUCAGGCAAACUCAAUCGACUUCCUUCUAAAUCCGAUGAUAAUUCAAAUAGUGAAAUCUG